GGGAGCAGGGACUGCAGGCGGGUCCCGGGCGACGUCUUGUCCGAGGGGCUCCCGGGGCCACCGGGCAGGAGCAUCCCGGGGGCGCCCCGCCGCCGCCGCGUCCUCGCAGCCAUGAGCAGCCAGCAGGAUAAAUCAGCCAGCAAAGGAAAACCCAAGAUACCAGUAAGGUUUUUACCACAGUUAUCUACGGAUAAAUCAGCCAGCAAAGAAAAAUCCAAGACACCAGUAAGAGUUUUACCACAGUUGGCUGCGGUGAGUACAAAGCCCCAGUGGCAGCAGGCAGCUCCGUCAUUCCAUUUGAGUAUAAAGCAGGACAGUGAUAUUCCAGAACAGUUUAGUAUUAAAAAUGAACAGUCAUAUGCUGAAUACAUGGAACACGUUGGAAAAAGGGGCAAAUUACUAGACCAAGUUGAUGACAGUUGUGCUGGACCAUCUACUUCCAAAUCAAAGAGCAAAUCUCCACAUAAAGAACGAGAAAACUUUAGAAGCACUCUUGUUAAUGUCAUUAUGCAACAAGAUGCUGUCUUAAACUCACCUACCCCUGAUGAAAGCCCAUUUUCAAAGCAGACCACCUCUGCAAUAGAGAAAGACAUCUUGAGAUAUUACUAUUACAUUCACCAUGGAAUUGAUACGGACCAUGUAGCCCCAAUGGAAGAUUCUUGGCUAGAGAAUGUAUUGAAUUUAGUUCCCCAACAUCUGAAAGUCCUCACUAACAGCAUACUUGUACUAUCUGAUGAAAUGAGAGAAGAUUACCUUCUUAGUGUAAAAAAAUCCAUAGUUGAUUUUGUUUUAAAAGAUCCUAGAGAAAAAGAAGAUGAUAAACAGGCAGGUGAACUUCUACCCCAUCGGGCUGAGAUGGAAAUUCUUCCAAAACCUUGGAGGAAAUCUUUUCUGUCUGCAAGCAGUUAUAUUAGGGAUCACCUGAACGCAAUGAACCCUACGAUGCUGGCUGUGCUGGAUUUGUGGCACGGUACUUUUAAAAAAUUGCGUUUAGUGGAUGUAGAAGAAUUUCACAAUCGCCAGGAGGCAUUAGAGCUGGCGACCUUUCAGAGCAUUGUCAUGAGACACAUGGAAUCUACCAAAGAGACUCUACUUAAAUUAUGGUUUCCAGAAGUGCAGAAUAUUUAUUACCAAGGUAAUAAAAAAAAGCAGUUGCCAACUGGUGACAACAGUGCCAAACUAGAAUCUUUUUUCAACUGCGCUGCUACACUUAUGACUUUACAACUGCAGGACCUUGCUUUGGUCUCCAUGCAAGAUUUCACAGACUUAAUUGCACAACCCCCAGAUUCUGUUAGAGCUUUUGAACAUGCAGGUUUCGUCAUGAGGCUGAUUCUUGAUAAUAACACCAUUAAGUUUGAACCUGAGUUCAACGACUAUAUAGAAAUUUUUCUAAAUGUUUAUGAUGUCAUGAUUAAGGCUGUCAGUUUUGUGCCAAGAGUUGAGACAAAAUUGUAUUCCAAGUGGGAAAGUAAGUCUAAACCAACAACCUUGAAGCCAAUAAUUCUCAGUGAAAUUGUUGAUGCUCACAAAAAAAAGGUGAGGGAAGUGACAAUGAGAGAGAGCGUGGCACCUACCGAGCACCGCAGACUCUAUGACAAGUAUGACUUUUUGGUUACCAAAAAGGCUGAGCAAGAUGCUGAUGCUUUCCUCGCAGAAAAUCAUAAUUACGAGAAAAUAAUACAGGAAAUUCGCAAAUACCAAAAACUAAUAGAGGAAAUACAGUAUACAUCCAGAAAGACUGUUCGUUUAGGAAUGUUUGAAAUGCGCUGUGAGGAAUUAAUCAGAGCUUUGGUGAAGCGAGCAGACGUUAUCUGUGGAAAACUUAUCGCUAAAAUGUUCAGAGAUCAUCAGGAAGUAAAUACAAGAUUAUGUGAUGAAUUUGAGAAGAUAGCUGAAAAAGCUCUUAGCACUCCUCCAAAUACAGCAGAACUGAUGGAAAUGAAGGCUUAUAUUCAGAAAGUAGAGACAACUGAUAUGAUUGAACUGGGACAGAGAUUGGUGGAUUCUAAAAACUGCCUUGCCUUCCUCAUUGAGUGUGCCAACUUUUCUCCAGCAGACAUUAGGCUAAAUAAUAAUGUUUUCCAGUGGUAUGGAAGAAUGGAAGAAAUUUUUGAUGAACACAGGAAAAUUGUUAAAGAGAAAACAGAGCAAUAUCAAGAAGGUCUUAAGCUGCGGUGUGAACGAUUUGUGGAGGAACUGGAGAGUUAUGCCAAGCAGUCGGAAGAGUUUUACUCACUUGGGGAUCUUCAGGAUGUACAGCGGUACCUGAAAAAGGCCCAAACGCUGAAUGCAAAGUUGGAUUUAGCAGCAGACAAGAUUGAGCAGUUUAAUGCUGAAGAGGAGGCAUUUGGUUGGCUACCAUCAAUAUAUCCUCAGCGGAAAAAAAUCCAAGAUGGCUUGAACCCUUAUCUUCGUCUCUAUGAAACUGCUGUUGAAUUUAGCAACAAAUAUAGAGGCUGGACAGAAGGACCAUAUCACAAAGUGAAUCCAGACCAAGUAGAAACAGAUGUUGGAAAUUACUGGAGAGGACUAUAUAAACUGGAGAAAACCUUCCAUGAUUCUCCAAAUGCACUGGCAAUGACAAAAAAAGUGAGAGCGAAAGUGGAAGAUUUCAAGCAGCACAUUCCUCUCAUUCAAGUGAUCUGUAAUCCUGGUUUGCGCCCCAGGCACUGGGAGGCCAUGUCCAACAUUGUGGGUUACCCUCUGCAGCCAGCAGAAGACUCCACCAUCUUCUCUUUUUUGGACAUGGAUCUGGAACCGUAUCUAGAUAGGUUUGAAGGUAUUAGUGAAGCAGCUAGCAAAGAAUAUUCUCUCGAAAAGGCCAUGGAGAAGAUGAUUAAUGAAUGGGAUGCGAUGGAAUUUGUCAUUCUUCCUUAUAGAGAAACUGGGACAUUUAUUUUGUCAUCAGUUGACGAAAUUCAGAUGUUGUUGGAUGACCACAUUAUUAAGGCACAGACUAUGCGAGGAUCUCCAUUCAUUAAGCCUUACGAAAAACAAAUGAGAGAAUGGGAGGGCAAACUCCUGCUGCUUCAGGAAAUUCUAGAUGAAUGGCUCAAGGUCCAAGCCACGUGGCUGUAUUUGGAGCCCAUUUUCAGUUCUCCGGACAUUAUGUCUCAAAUGCCUGAGGAAGGCAGACGAUUUACAACUGUGGAUAAAACGUGGAGAGAUAUAAUGAAAAAUGUCACACAAGAUAAACAUGUUCUGACAGUUGUAACUAUUGAGAGAAUGCUGGAAAGGCUGAAAAAAUCUAAUGAACUUUUGGAACUCAUUCUUAAAGGACUUAAUGAAUAUUUGGAAAAGAAACGUCUCUUCUUCCCCAGAUUCUUUUUCUUGUCUAAUGAUGAACUUCUUGAGAUUCUGUCUGAGACCAAAGAUCCCACUAGAGUGCAACCUCACUUGAAGAAAUGUUUUGAAGGAAUUGCAAAGGUAGAAUUUACAGAAACUUUAGACAUUACUCACAUGAAGAGUAGUGAAGGAGAGGUUGUGGAACUUGUGGACACCAUUUCAACAGCCAAAGCCAGAGGGCAAGUGGAGAAGUGGUUGGUUGAGUUAGAGAGAACUAUGAUUAAAUCCAUCCACAAGGUAAUUGGAAGUGCAAUUUUUGCCUAUACACAAUAUGAACGAAUUAACUGGGUAAGGGAUUGGCCUGGACAGACAGUUCUCUGUGUGUCCCAAACCUUUUGGACAAUAGAAGUACAAACAGCUAUUUCAGAGGGGCAAGAGGCUCUUGAGCAAUACUUGGAAAAAUGUAACAAACAAAUUGAUGAUAUUGUCACCUUGGUCCGUGGCAAACUGUCCAAGCAGAAUCGCGUUACUCUGGGAGCCCUCGUGGUGCUGGAUGUCCAUGCUAGAGAUGUCCUCACAUCACUUGUUAAAAAACAAGUUAAUGAUGACUCGGACUUCGAAUGGUUAAGUCAGCUUAGGUACUAUUGGCAAGAAAAUCAUUUAGAAACAAAGAUGAUCAAUGCUGGUUUACGAUAUGGAUAUGAAUAUCUGGGUAAUUCCCCUAGGCUGGUCAUUACUCCCCUCACUGACAGAUGUUACAGAACCCUGUUUGGAGCCCUUCACCUGCACCUUGGAGGAGCCCCUGAGGGGCCAGCGGGCACUGGAAAGACUGAAACUACCAAAGAUUUAGCAAAAGCUGUAGCCAAACAAUGUGUUGUUUUCAACUGCUCAGAUGGGUUGGAUUACCUGGCUUUAGGAAAAUUCUUUAAGGGACUGUUAUCUUGUGGUGCCUGGGCAUGCUUUGAUGAGUUUAACAGAAUUGAUUUGGAAGUACUGUCUGUGGUCGCUCAACAAAUUCUUACUAUCCAAAGAGGUAUUAAUGCAGGUUCUGAUAUGUUAGUGUUUGAAGGAACGGAACUAAAACUUGACCCCACGUGCGCUGUCUUUAUUACCAUGAACCCUGGAUAUGCUGGGCGGUCAGAACUGCCGGAUAAUCUGAAGGCUCUCUUUCGGACAGUAGCAAUGAUGGUGCCUGACUAUGCCAUGAUAGCUGAAAUAGUCCUGUACUCCUGUGGGUUUGUCACAGCCCGGCCACUGUCAGUGAAAAUCGUGGCUACAUAUCGCUUGUGUUCAGAGCAGCUGUCGUCGCAGCAUCACUAUGAUUAUGGAAUGCGAGCUGUGAAGUCGGUGCUUACUGCUGCUGGGAAUCUGAAGCUGAAAUACCCAAAUGAAAAUGAAGAAAUCUUGCUGCUUAGAUCUAUUAUUGAUGUAAAUCUGCCAAAAUUUUUGUCUCAUGAUUUACCGCUCUUUGAGGGAAUUACUUCAGAUUUGUUUCCUGGGGUGAAAUUACCCAAACCAGAUUACAAUGAUUUGCUGGCAGCUAUCAAAGAUAACUGUGACUCCAUGAAUUUGCAAAUGACCAGAUUCUUUUCUGAGAAGAUUCUUCAAAUAUAUGAAAUGAUGAUUGUGCGUCAUGGUUUUAUGAUUGUUGGAGAACCGUUUGGAGGAAAAACCAGCGCAUAUCGUGUCUUAGCCGGAGCACUAAAUGAUAUAUGUGAAAAGGGGUUAAUGGAAGAAAACAAGGUUCAAAUUACUGUUUUAAAUCCUAAGUCUGUCACCAUGGGCCAGCUGUACGGACAGUUUGAUUUGGUGUCCCACGAGUGGUCUGAUGGGAUCCUCGCCGUCAGUUUUAGAGCGUUUGCUUCUUCAGCGACUCCAGAUAGGAAGUGGUUAAUUUUCGAUGGACCAGUAGAUGCAGUGUGGAUUGAGAAUAUGAAUACAGUGCUGGAUGACAACAAAAAGCUGUGUCUGAUGAGCGGGGAGAUUAUUCAAAUGUCACCACAAAUGAAUCUUAUUUUUGAACCAAUGGAUUUGGAAGUUGCUUCUCCUGCCACUGUUUCUAGGUGUGGUAUGAUUUACAUGGAGCCUCACAUGUUGGGCUGGAGACCACUGAUGUUGUCUUGGAUAAAUCUUCUACCUCCUGCAGUCAGUAUUAUUCAGAAGGAAUUUAUAAUAAGCUUAUUUGACAGAUUUGUCCCUGUUUCUGUCGAAUUUAUCAGAAAGCAUACGAAGGAAUUAUCUCCUACUUCAGAUACAAACUUAGUCCGAUCCUUAAUGAACCUAAUUGACUGUUUUAUGGAUGACUUUGCUGAUGAUGUCAAAGUAAGAGGCAGAAAUGAUCGAGAAACGUACUCUUUACUUGAGGGCAUUUUUCUGUUUUCAUUGAUUUGGUCCAUCGGUGCUUCUUGUAAAGAUGAUGAUCGGCUGAAAUUUGAUAAGAUUCUUCGAGAACUAAUGGAAGGCCCAAUUUCAGAACUCACGCAAAAUAAGUUUAAAUUACUGAGUGGCACUGAACAAACAUCUUCGAAAGCACUAACUGUCCCAUUUCCUGAAAAAGGAACAAUUUAUGAUUAUCAGUUUGUCACUGAGGGAAUAGGAAAAUGGGAACCAUGGAUAAAGAAAUUGGCAGAAGCUCCUUCCAUUCCUAAGGAUAUGAUGUUUAAUGAAAUCAUUGUACCCACUCUGGACACAAUUCGAUACUCUGCAUUAAUGGAAUUGUUGACCACCCAUCAAAAGCCUUCAAUAUUUGUAGGACCAACAGGAACUGGAAAGAGUGUUUAUAUUAUUAAUUUUCUUUUAAAUCAACUCAAUAAAGAAAUCUACAAGCCUCUGCUAAUUAACUUCUCAGCACAAACGACAGCAGCUCAAACUCAGAAUAUUAUCAUGUCAAAACUGGACAAAAGGAGAAAGGGAGUUUUUGGUCCUCCUUUGGGCAAGAGAAUGGUUGUCUUUGUAGAUGAUGUCAAUAUGCCUGCUCGGGAGGUAUACGGGGCUCAACCUCCCAUCGAGUUACUUAGACAGUGGUUAGAUCACUGGAAUUGGUAUGACCUGAAAGAUUGUUCCAUGAUUAAACUAGUAGACAUUCAAAUCAUGUGUGCUAUGGGACCUCCAGGUGGUGGUCGAAAUCCAGUAACUCCUCGAUACAUGCGACAUUUUAAUAUUGUAACAAUCAAUGAGUUUAGUGAUAAAUCCAUGUUUACCAUCUUCUCUAGGAUCUUAACCUGGCAUUUAAAAAUUUGUUAUAAGUUUCCAGACGAUUUUCUAGAUUUGACCACACAAAUUGUAAAUGGUACAAUGACUCUGUAUAAAGAAGCAAUGAAAAAUCUCUUGCCUACGCCAGCCAAAUCUCACUACUUGUUCAACCUCCGAGACUUCUCCCGUGUCAUUCAGGGCGUUUGUUUGUCAAGACCAGAAACAGCAGAAACCAAAGAAGUGAUCAAACGUCUUUGGGUUCAUGAGGUCCUUAGAGUGUAUUAUGAUCGCCUUCUGGAUAAUUCAGACAGAAGUUGGCUUAUCAACUACAUUCAAGAAAUUUUGGAACAAUAUAUGCAUGAAGAUUUUCAUGAGCUUUUUCGAAGUUUGGAUUUUAAUAAUGAUGGAAUAGUGGAAGAAGAUGAUUUACGCAGCUUAAUGUUUUGUGAUUUCCAUGAUCCCAAGAGGGAGGAUACCAACUACAGAGAAAUUGCAGAUGUGGAUAAUCUUCGAGUGAUAGUAGAAGCUCACCUGGAAGAAUACAACAACAUAAGCAAAAAAACCAUGAACCUUGUCUUAUUCCGAUUUGCCAUAGAACACAUCAGCAGAAUUUCCAGGAUCCUGAAGCAGCCUCGCAGCCAUGCUCUUCUGGUUGGUGUUGGAGGGAGUGGAAGGCAGUCUGUCACUAGAUUAGCUGCCCACAUGGCUGAUUAUUCAGUUUUCCAGGUUGAAAUCACCAAGGGCUAUGGUACCGCUGAGUGGCGUGAAGAUUUAAAAGUGAUCUUAAGGAAGUGUGCUGAAGGUGAGGUGCAGGGAGUCUUCCUGUUUACAGAUACUCAGAUUAAAAGGGAGUCAUUUCUAGAAGAUGUCAACAAUCUGCUAAAUGCUGGGGAGAUUCCAAAUCUCUUCGCAGUAGAUGAGAAGCAGGAAAUAUGUGAAAAGAUGCGUCAGUUGGAUCGCCAACGGGAUAAAACCAAACAAACAGACGGAAGCCCCAUAGCUCUUUUCAACAUGUUUAUUGAUCGCUGCCGCAACCAACUGCAUGUUGUGCUCGCCAUGAGUCCCAUUGGAGAUGCAUUUCGGAUUCGACUUAGAAAGUUCCCUGCUCUUGUUAACUGCUGUACCAUUGACUGGUUUCAGCUGGAGAUGAAGAGGGAAAUGAAACACAGAAGUCUUCUGCUCUCCUUAAGCUUACUUUCUGCAGACAAACAAAUUAGCAAAAAUGAAGUAAUGAAAAUGAAGAAGAGGUACGAAGUGGGUUUGGAUAAACUGGAUUCUGCUGCAUCUCAGGUCGCCAUGAUGCAAGUAGAGCUGGAGGCUUUGCACCCUCAGUUAAAAGUUGCCAGCAAAGAGGUCGAUGAGAUGAUGGUGAUCAUCGAGAAGGAGUCUGUAGAAGUUGCCAAAACUGAAAAAAUAGUGAAGGCUGAUGAAACAAUAGCAAAUGAGCAAGCGAUGGCUGCCAAAGCCAUCAAAGACGAAUGUGACGCUGACCUGGCGGGGGCCUUGCCGAUAUUAGAGUCCGCGCUCACCGCCCUGGACACUCUCACCGCACAGGACAUUACUGUGGUAAAAUCCAUGAAGAGUCCUCCCGCUGGCGUCAAGCUCGUCAUGGAAGCCAUAUGCAUCUUGAAAGGCAUCAAAGCAGACAAAAUCCCAGACCCCACAGGUUCAGGCAAAAAAAUAGAGGAUUUCUGGGGUCCAGCUAAGAGACUUCUUGGUGACAUUAGGUUUCUACAGUCACUUCAUGAGUAUGACAAGGACAAUAUUCCUCCAGCUUAUAUGAAUAUCAUAAGAAAAAAUUAUAUUCCAAAUCCAGAUUUUGUUCCAGAAAAGAUUAGAAAUGCUUCCACAGCAGCUGAAGGUCUGUGCAAAUGGGUCAUAGCAAUGGAUUCGUAUGAUAGAGUGGCAAAAAUAGUGGCUCCCAAAAAGAUAAAACUGGCUUCAGCUGAAGGGGAGCUCAAAAUUGCCAUGGAUGGGCUUAGGAAGAAGCAGGCAGCCCUGCGGGAGGUUCAGGACAAGCUGGCCAGGCUCCAGGACACGCUCGAACUCAACAAACAAAAGAAGGCUGACUUGGAAAACCAGGUUGACUUGUGCAGCAAAAAGUUGGAGCGAGCUGAGCAGUUGAUUGGAGGCCUUGGGGGUGAGAAAACGCGGUGGAGCCAAUCCGCCCUGGAGUUGGGGCAGCUGUACAUCAACCUGACAGGUGACAUCCUCAUUUCCUCUGGAGUUGUCGCCUACCUGGGAGCCUUUACGUCGAACUAUCGACAGAACCAAACCAAGGAAUGGACAAAUUUGUGCAAAGGAAGAGAUAUCCCCUGUUCUGAUGAUUAUUCCCUUAUGGGGAUCCUGGGAGAAGCAGUGACAAUUCGAGCCUGGAAUAUUGCUGGGUUACCUUCCGACUCAUUUUCCAUUGAUAAUGGGAUCAUCAUAAUGAAUGCAAGAAGGUGGCCUCUGAUGAUAGAUCCUCAAGGCCAGGCUAAUAAAUGGGUCAAGAAUAUGGAAAAAGCCAAUAGUCUCCAUCUAAUUAAAUUAAGUGAUCCUGACUAUGCCAGAACUCUGGAAAAUUGCAUCCAGUUUGGUACCCCUGUGUUGCUAGAAAAUGUUGGAGAAGAACUGGAUCCAAUCCUGGAACCUCUUCUACUAAAACAGACCUUUAAGCAGGGUGGGACUACGUGUAUCCGACUUGGAGAUUCCACCAUUGAGUAUGCACCAGACUUCCGCUUCUAUAUUACUACAAAGCUAAGAAAUCCUCAUUAUCUUCCCGAAACAUCAGUAAAGGUAACAUUAUUAAACUUCAUGAUAACUUCUGAGGGAAUGCAAGAUCAGCUUUUGGGAAUUGUGGUGGCACGAGAAAGGCCCGACCUUGAAGAAGAAAAGCAAGCCUUAAUAUUACAAGGAGCUGAAAACAAAAGGCAGUUAAAAGAAAUAGAAGACAAGAUUUUAGAAGUUCUUUCAUCUUCAGAAGGCAAUAUAUUAGAAGAUGAAACUGCUAUUAAGAUAUUAUCUUCCUCCAAGGCUUUGGCUAAUGAGAUUUCUCAAAAGCAGGAAGUAGCCGAAGAGACAGAGAAAAAGAUUGAUACCACCCGCAUGGGCUAUCGUCCUAUUGCCAUCCAUUCCACCAUCCUGUUUUUUUCUAUUGCUGAUUUAGCCAACAUCGAGCCCAUGUACCAAUACUCACUGACUUGGUUUAUUAACCUUUUUAUCCUGUCUAUUGAAAAUUCAGAGAAAUCAGAUGUUUUAGCAAAAAGGCUUCAAAUUCUCAAGGAUCACUUUACUUAUUCCCUUUAUGUUAAUGUCUGCCGGUCACUCUUUGAAAAAGAUAAACUCCUGUUUUCCUUUUGUCUCACUGUGAAUCUGCUGAUACACGAGCGUGCGAUUAAUAAAGCCGAGUGGAGGUUUCUGCUAACUGGUGGCAUUGGACUGGAUAAUCCUCAUGCCAACCCUUGUACAUGGCUUCCUCAAAAAUCCUGGGAUGAAAUAUGUCGACUGGAUGACUUGCCUGCCUUCAAAGCUAUUCGUAGGGAGUUUAUGCACUUAAAGGAUGGGUGGAAAAAAGUAUACGAUAGUUUGGAACCACAUCAUGAGGUUUUUCCUGACAACUGGGAGGAUAAAGCAAAUGAGUUUCAAAGGAUGCUUAUCAUUCGUUGCUUGAGGCCAGACAAGGUUAUUCCAAUGCUGCAAGAAUUUAUAAUCCACAAGUUGGGGCGCAUGUUCAUUGAACCGCCCCCCUUUGACUUAUCCAAGGCGUUUGGAGACAGUAACUGCUGUGCACCGCUGAUUUUCGUGCUCUCUCCUGGAGCGGAUCCCAUGGCUGCCCUUCUAAAAUUUGCUGAUGACCAGGGAUAUGGGGGAUCAAAACUUAGCUCUUUAUCUCUUGGUCAAGGCCAAGGGCCCAUAGCUAUGAAGAUGUUAGAAAAAGCUAUCAAGGAAGGAACAUGGGUUGUUCUUCAGAACUGUCACCUUGCCACCUCUUGGAUGCCAACCCUCGAGAAAGUUUGUGAGGAGUUAAGCCCAGAAUCAACACAUCCAGAUUUCCGAAUUUGGCUGACAAGUUACCCAUCUCCGAAUUUCCCCGUGUCAGUCCUGCAGAAUGGAGUGAAAAUGACCAAUGAAGCACCGAAAGGUUUACGGGCUAAUAUCAUUCGAUCAUACCUCAUGGACCCGAUCUCUGACCCUGAGUUCUUUGGCAGCUGCAAAAAGCCUGACCUCACCAGGGCCUGUAGUCUGUGGGCUUCCACUGAGGAAGAGGAUGCAGUUGGCAUCUUUCUUUUUGUGAAUCCUCCUGCACAAGAGUCAUGGGUCUGCCCAAAGUUUCAGUCCAAAAGUCCUUUUGUAGAGCUGCCUAACUGGCUUGAAUUAUCUCCUUUGAAAUUUCUCCAAGAUGGUCUGGGACCACACAUUAGAAUUCAUGCUUCUUGCCUCAGGAUGCUUCAGCUGGAACCUCCAAAAUCCUGUAAGGAAGAAUUCAAGAAAUUACUUUAUGGCCUCUGUUUCUUUCAUGCUUUGGUCCAAGAGAGACGGAAAUUUGGACCCCUGGGGUGGAACAUUCCUUAUGAGUUCAAUGAGACUGACCUGAGAAUCAGCGUGCAGCAGCUCCACAUGUUCCUGAACCAGUAUGAGGAACUGCCUUAUGACGCUCUGCGCUACAUGACCGGUGAAUGCAAUUAUGGAGGCAGGGUGACAGACGACUGGGACCGGCGCACGCUGCGCAGUAUUCUAAACAAAUUCUUCAACACAGAAUUAGUUGAAAAUCCAAGCUAUAAAUUCGACUCAAGUGGCAUCUAUUUCGUCCCUCCUUCUGGUGAUCACAAAAGCUACAUCGAACACGCAAAGACUCUGCCGCUGACUCCGGCCCCAGAAAUCUUCGGGAUGAAUGCCAAUGCAGAUAUCACCAAAGAUCAGUCAGAAACUCAACUGCUAUUCGACAACAUUCUUCUCACACAGUCUCGUUCAGCAGAGUCUGGUGCAAAAUCAUCGGAGGAAGUAGUAAAUGAGGUCGCUGGUGACAUCUUGGGUAAACUUCCAAACAACUUUGAUGUUGAGGCUGCAAUGAGGAGAUACCCGACAACUUACACGCAGAGCAUGAACACUGUGCUCGUCCAAGAGAUGGGACGCUUCAAUAAGCUGUUGCAGACCAUAAGAGAAUCAUGCUCCAAUAUUCAGAAAGCAAUCAAGGGGCUUGUCGUGAUGUCUACAGACCUUGAAGAAGUGGUUAGCAGCAUUCUGAAUGUCAAAAUCCCAGGGAUGUGGAUGGGCAGAUCCUACCCCAGCCUGAAGCCCCUCGGGAGCUAUGUAAAUGACUUCCUUGCGAGACUAAAAUUCUUGCAGCAAUGGUACGAGGUCGGCCCUCCUCCAGUCUUUUGGCUGUCUGGCUUCUUCUUCACACAAGCCUUCCUGACCGGUGCCCAGCAGAACUACGCCAGGAAAUAUACCAUCCCCAUUGAUCUUCUUGGGUUUGACUAUGAAGUGAUGGAAGACAAGGAAUAUAAGCAUGCUCCGGAAGAUGGUGUUUUCAUUCAUGGAUUAUUUCUAGAUGGAGCUUCCUGGAAUAGGAAGACCAAGAAACUUGCAGAAUCACAUCCCAAAAUUCUUUAUGAUGCAGUGCCUGUGAUGUGGCUGAAACCCUGUAAGAGGGUAGAUAUUCCAGAACGACCAAGUUACGUUGCUCCGUUGUAUAAGACAAGUGAGCGGAGAGGAACAUUAUCCACCACCGGGCACUCUACGAACUUCGUAAUUGCCAUGACCCUUCCCUCUGACCAACCCAAGGAGCACUGGAUUGGACGCGGUGUAGCACUGUUAUGUCAACUUAACUCAUAAUUAGAAGACGUCGUUUCCCUGUUCCUGUUUCUUAUAGAUGGUUGAGUAGAAAAUAUAUUUUACUUUUUAAACAAUUUAUUUGGCUUAAAUCAAUUUGACUAAAGUUAUACUUAAUUAUAAAUUUAUGUGCAAAUGUAGCCUAUAUUUAAAAUGAUUCAUACCUCAGUGUAAGGAAAUGUUCUGAAGUAAAGACUAG
This is a messenger RNA of Equus quagga, 12490 nucleotides long. RefSeq names its product dynein axonemal heavy chain 7-like. Lineage: Eukaryota; Metazoa; Chordata; Mammalia; Perissodactyla; Equidae. Gene Ontology annotation, biological process: microtubule-based movement. The transcript is spliced from 67 exons. Gene Ontology annotation, molecular function: minus-end-directed microtubule motor activity; ATP binding; calcium ion binding. Gene Ontology annotation, cellular component: dynein complex. Bases 112 to 12294 code for a protein of 4060 amino acids. The record is from RefSeq and is a predicted model, not a curated record.